GUGCGUGGACCGGUGUACUAGCAUUCAUUCAUUGGUGUCUGGAAAGUGGCGGCUAAGGUGCUUCACGUGCAGGUUAUGAAACACUGCAUAGGUGCUCUGAUCCAGCUUCCUCUUUAUGUUCAAAGGUUGCUAAAGUUCAGUGACUGACAAACAAGGCUGAGUUUGGCUGAAAGAUGGAGCCCGUCUCUCUCCCACCACUGUCCAGAGUUGCCAUUUGUGGUGGCACUCACGGAAAUGAGAUGUCAGGGAUUUACGUGGUUAGGGAAAUGCAGAAACAGAACGUGGACAAAAUUGGACCCUUUUCUGUAACCACUCUCAUAUCAAAUCCUCGGGCCGUGGACGCUUGCAGAAGAUACACAGAGUCCGACCUCAACCGCUGCUUUACCAGCGCCUUGCUCAGUUCUCCCAUAACAGAUUCAACACCCCAUGAAGUGAAGCGAGCUCAGGAGCUCAAUGCUCAGCUGGGGCCUAAGGGAAGCGACCAGGCCGUAGACGUGCUCAUAGAUCUCCACAACACCACAGCCAACAUGGGCCUAUGCUUCAUCUUUUACUCUGUGGACUGGAUCACUCUGCACAUUUACAAGUACAUACAGACUAAGGUGACUUCUGUGCCUGUUAGGGCAAUCCAGCUAGAAAUACCCAUUUCUGAGGCUUAUUCCUUGGAGUCAGUGGGCAAGCAUGGCCUUGCAAUCGAGGUCGGCCCUCAGCCCCACGGUGUCCUCAGAGCGGAUAUCUUUAACAUAGUGAAAGAGGCAGUGGAUCUCACAGUGAGAUGGCUUCAGGAAUUCACUUCUGGAUGUACGUUCGAGGGGGGUGAAGUAGAAGUGUACAAUCUGUCGAGAAGUGUUGACUAUCCGAGGGACCCGGUGACCGGUGAAAUCACUGCUGCCAUACACCCCCAGCUUCAGGAUAACGACUUCAAGCUCCUGCAGCCAGGCGAGCCCACUUUCCUGUCAUUUCUUGGGGAGACCGUGAAGCAUGAAGGAGAAGCGCUCUACCCCUUUUUUGUGAAUGAAUGUGCCUACUACGAGAAGAAGAUUGCUUUCCAUUUAGCUCGCAAGACCACGCUGAAGAUCCCUUCCAUAUGCGUGAAGAAGGACUGAGAAGAAGACCAAAACAUACCGACUUUAGAUAAUGAGAGACUAAAUGUGUACACUGCAUAUCUGAAUCAUCUUAAAUAAGCUAAUAAUGCACUAACUUACUGUAAUGAUUGUCAAACAUUUCACAAGAGCAAUAACACAAACAAGUUAUUCAAAUAAUUUCUACCUCCUUAAACAUCUAAAGGGAACUCUUUUUUUUUAACUUGACUGGAGGAUGUUUCACAGGAAAAGCUUUUGCACACUUUAUAUUUAUUAGAAUAAAUAUGCUGGUGGAAGCUAAUAUUCUUUGGUACCAUUGCAAUAAUGCAAAACACCAUGUUUGAAUGAAUAAAUGUGAUUAAGUCUGCAAA
This is a messenger RNA of Mugil cephalus (flathead mullet), 1450 nucleotides long. Its product is annotated as N-acyl-aromatic-L-amino acid amidohydrolase (carboxylate-forming) B-like. The transcript has 7 exons. The record is from RefSeq and is a predicted model, not a curated record. The coding region runs from base 174 to 1103 and encodes 309 amino acids. Gene Ontology annotation, molecular function: aminoacylase activity; hydrolase activity, acting on ester bonds. NCBI's taxonomy places the organism in Eukaryota, Metazoa, Chordata, Actinopteri, Mugiliformes, Mugilidae.